AUGGCGCAGGAUUCAUACACGGGUGGUGCAAGACACGACCCCAUGUAUUUGAUCAGUGACAAGAAGAAUAUGCUGGAUCCCGACAAGUCACCCACCGUGGACAUGUUCAGUCAACCAGUCGUUGUGGAUGGCUAUCAGUGGUCGCAGCAUAGCGAAGCAGAGAUCAUGAAGGGAUGGAUCAUCGUGUCGGACUCGUUGAAGGAGCUGGCGGUGAAGCCCAACUUGCCAGAGUUGGAACAAACGGUUGAAAUCUGGAAUCAUACCUGUAAACAAGAUUCUGAUGAGCUUUUUGGUCGAGAUUCUGACACCCUCCCGCCCUUGAACGGUCCAUUCUGCGCGGUGAGGAUGAUGCCGAUGCUGUAUAAUACUCAGGGAUGGGCGAGAAGGAACGAGAAGGCGCAGAUCAUUGAUGUCGAUGGAAACCCGAUAGGAGGGCUGUACGGUGCUGGAGAGCUUGGGAGUAUUUGGGGCCAUGCAUAUCAAAGCAGUACCAAUUUUGCCGAGGCGUUGAUAUUCGGGAGGAUUGCUGGUCGGGAGGCUGCGCACCAUUCGAGAGAGUAA
Messenger RNA from Exophiala xenobiotica, 561 nucleotides. RefSeq lists its product as uncharacterized. NCBI's taxonomy places the organism in Eukaryota, Fungi, Ascomycota, Eurotiomycetes, Chaetothyriales, Herpotrichiellaceae. The record is from RefSeq and is a predicted model, not a curated record. The coding region runs from base 1 to 561 and encodes 186 amino acids. The transcript has a single exon.